Messenger RNA from Drosophila kikkawai, 1128 nucleotides. Its product is annotated as Odorant receptor 33a. Lineage: Eukaryota; Metazoa; Arthropoda; Insecta; Diptera; Drosophilidae. Gene Ontology annotation, molecular function: odorant binding; olfactory receptor activity. The record is from RefSeq and is a predicted model, not a curated record. Gene Ontology annotation, cellular component: plasma membrane. Gene Ontology annotation, biological process: detection of chemical stimulus involved in sensory perception of smell; sensory perception of smell.
AUGGAGUCCGCCCCACCGGUUGUCAGGAGUGAUAAGCUCUACAAGACCUACUGGCUCUACUGGCGACUCCUGGGCGUCGAGGGCGAGUAUCUAUUGCGCUGGCUGCUGGAUAUCGUAAUCAGCUUUUUUAUCACCUUCUGGAACCCCGUCCAUUUAAUAAUCGGUCUAUUUAAUAAGUCAACGGCGGAAUUGUUCAGGAGCCUGCAUUUUACCACCGAAUGCUUUUUCUGUAGUUUAAAAUUUGUGUGCUUUCGGUGGAAGCUGGCCGAGAUUAAAGCCAUCGAACGGUUGCUCAAGGAGCUUGAUCAACGAGCUGAGAGCGAUGAGGAUCGCCAAUUCUUUGACAGAAAUACAAAGCACAUUCUCUCGAUAAGUUAUUUAGUGGCUGCUGUUUCGGCCAUAAUCACAGGAACAGCCUCUGGGCUGUUUAGCUCUGAGAGAAAACUAAUGUAUGUGGGAUGGUUUCCCUAUGAUGUCCAGGGCAGUUCACUCAUCUUUUGGAUAAGCUUUUGCUAUCAAGCUAUUGCAGCCAGUGUGGCGAUUCUUGAGAACCUGGCCAACGAUUCAUAUCCCCCGAUGACGUUUUGUAUACUCUCAGGACACGUAAGACUCCUGUCGAAGCGCUUGAGUCGUAUAGGAUACGAUGAGAAGGUGACCAUGGCUAUGAAUACAAAGGAACUUAUUGAAAACAUCAAAGAUCACAGCAAAAUAAUGGAGAUAAUUCGUCUGCUCAAGAGCACUCUAUAUUUGUCCCAGCUUGGCCAGUUCAUCUCCAGUGGCAUAAAUAUAUCCAUUACGCUGAUUAAUAUCCUCUUUUUUGCGGAGAAUACCUUUGCCAUCAUCUACUAUUUCGUGUUCUUCGCGGCCAUGCUUAUAGAACUCUUUCCGAGCUGUUAUUUUGGCACCUUGCUGUCCAUGGAGUUUGAUAACAUCACAUAUGCCAUCUUCUCGAGCAAUUGGCCUAGAUCGAAUAGGAGUCACUGCCGAAUCCUGAUUAUACUGAUGCAGUUGGCGGUGGUAAAGGUAAACAUUAAGGCCGGAGGAAUGAUUGGCAUCGGCCUGGACGCGUUCUUCGCCACGGUACGCAUGUCCUACUCCUUCUUCACCCUGGCCAUGUCGCUUCGAUAG